Molecule: messenger RNA, 1470 nt
Organism: Amblyraja radiata (thorny skate)
Lineage: Eukaryota; Metazoa; Chordata; Chondrichthyes; Rajiformes; Rajidae
Product: thiamine transporter 2-like
Exons: 5
Coding region: 1-1470 (489 amino acids)
Biological process (GO): transmembrane transport; vitamin transport
Cellular component (GO): plasma membrane
Molecular function (GO): vitamin transmembrane transporter activity
Source: RefSeq, a predicted model, not a curated record
AUGUCAUCCUGCUGCCAAGCUACAGACUGCUGGAAGAGAGGACAACCCAAUGAGUGGAUGUAUCCUACACUGAUUUUGUGUGCCUUUGGAUUUUUCUCUGUGAUGAGGCCAAUAGAUUCUUUUUUUUUGGCUUAUCUAGUUGGACCUGACAAAAACAUAACUGUUCACCAGGCUAUGAAUGAAAUAUUUCCAAUAUGGACAUACUCGUGUUUGGUACUGUUAAUUCCCACCUUCUUGCUCACAGACUACUUGAGGCAUAAACCUGUCAUAGUUCUUCAUGGUUUUGCCUUAAUUAUUCAGUGCACAUUAUUAAUUUUAAGCCGAGGGGUUUUGGCCAUGAAAUGUCUUCUCUUUGACUACGGGUUGGUGGCUGCCACCAAUGUAGCUUACUUUUCGUACAUCUACAGUGCCAUUAGCUCUGAGCACUAUCAGAAGGUGACUGGUUACUGUCGGACUGUCAUAUUGGUUGGACACACUCUCGGCUCAACUGUGGGACAAGUUUUAAUCUCUGUGUGGAACGCCUCGUAUUUCUGUCUCAAUGUGAUUUCACUCGCUUCGGUGUCCGUGGCCUUCCUGACCGCCCUCUUCUUGCCAACGUCCAAGAGAAGUAAGAUUUUCCACAGGGAAGAUGUGGCUGAAGUCAAUAGGGUGUCACCGGCAAUUGAAGACUGCCGACAAAAGUGUGGAAAGACUGGACCCCAAGACAACCCGGGUGAUCAGACAGUUGAUGGACUGGCAAUGACAAUAGAUCGUAACAAUGCUUCAAAUGUCUUCCUCCAGCUGUGGUCUGAUUUCAAAGAAUGCUACUCGUCUCCACAGCUGCUCUGCUGGUGCCUUUGGUGGGCAUUGGCCACGGCUGGCUUUAACCAAGUUGCAAGUUACAUCCAGGUGCUCUGGGAACACAUUGAGCCAACAGGGAAUGUUACGGUGUACAAUGGCGGUGCAGAAACCAUCUCCAACCUCAUGGGUGCUACCUUUGCCUUUGCCGUUGGGCAUACAAAGCUGGACUGGGCCGUCUGGGGUGAACUGGCACUCGGCAUCUUUUCAGUGGUGAACAGCGGAGUUUCAUAUGCCAUGGCUUUAACCAAAAAUAUCUGGGUUUGUUACGUUUGCUACAGCAUAUUCAAGAGCUGUUACAUGCUGCUGAUUACCAUUACGAUGUUUCAAAUUGCAGUUAACCUCAAGAAGGGACAUUAUGCUCUCAUAUUUGGAGUAAAUACCAUGAUGGCUAUGAUACUUCAAUCCCUCCUGACCAUCAUUGUAGUUGAUUCAAGAGGCCUCGGUUUGGACAUUAUUACCCAGUUUCUUAUUUAUGCGACCUACUUUGCAGUAAUUGCAGGAAUUUUCCUUGUCAGAGGAGUCCACAGUUUUGUCCAAACCAGAAGGAAAGGAAAGAGGCACGUUGGUUCUGGAAUCAUUGAAAAUACUUCGCCGGCCAGAAAUGAUACUGAAAUUACAGCGCAGCUCUGA